AUGCUGAUCUCCUUGGCAGCGCUGGGGUCCACUUCACUUGCAGAAACAGACCAGAAACUGCUUGGACCAUCUUUCACGCCGCCAACCAACGUCCUUUCAAGCAAUCUGGUUCAGGAAGCAGUGUUGAAAGUUACAAACGCGCUCAACAACGCGAUCCAUACUGGGAAAAGUACUUUUGGCACCUUCAAUAGCAGCACAACUUCCUUUUCCUUGACUGCCAUUUCACAGCUGGACUCUACGCCAAUAAUCGACUUCCAUCACACUUCCGGCUCGUUAAACAUUUCUGCUGGGAGUGCCUCGAGAAUCACAAGCGAUACGGUCUAUCGAAUUGGUAGCGUGUCAAAACUCUUCACCGUUUACGCUCUCCUUCUAAACAAUGGAACCAGUCACUGGAACCGUCCCGUUACGGAUUUUAUUCCAGAGCUGAAACAUGCUGCUCAACAUCAUGCACAUGAUUCUUCGGCUCUCGACUGGGUUCAAUGGGACCAAGUCACGAUUGGUGCUCUCGCAUCACAGCUUUCAGGAAUGGGGAGAGAUUACGCCUCAGGCGAUCUAGCUGUUCAAAACUUUCCUUGGACAGAGCUUGGGCUCCCCAACCUUCCCCCUCAAGAUAUACCGUCGUGUGGCAUCAAUGAUAAUCAAGUGCCUUGCCCUAGAAAUAAAUAUUUUUCUGGCCUUAUCCAGAGGCAUCCCGUUUUCCCGCCCUAUGGCACGGCUCUGUACUCCAACGCAGCUUUUAGGAUCCUCGCGUACGUUAUAGAAGCUAUUACCGGAAAGUCAUAUGAAGAAGUGCUUAAGGAAGAUGUGUUUGAACCAUUGGGGUUGAAACAUUCAAGCUCGCUACCACCAGUUAGCAGCGGGGCAGGUGUAAUCCCCGAUGGAGAUGCAGGAUGGAGCCGCCUGUACGGCGAUGAGGUUGCUACAGGGGGUUUACUUUCUUCAACAAAAGAUUUAGUCGAAUUCGGACGAGCCAUCUUUGGCAAUAAGCAAUUAUCUUCCAUGGAGACUUUGCGCUGGAUGAAGCCCGGCUCACUCACGUCUUCGACAACUUUCUUCGUAGGCGCGCCCUGGGAGAUUGUGCGAACCCGCAGUGGCAUCAAGUCUGGCAGCCUCGUCGAUCUCUAUACCAAGUCUGGCAGCGUUGGAGCUUAUAACUCUCUGCUUGUUCUCAUACCCGAUUACCAGGUCACGUUAGCUGUCUUAGCCGCUGGCCCCGACGCCCCUACAGCAUUGAAUAUUGUCACCGAGACCGCUAUUCAAACACUUGUUCCAGCACUAGAAAAGACUGCCAAAGCUGAAUCAUGCAGCAAGUUGUGUGGAGAGUACGCCCCAGCUGGUGCUUCGCGGGAUUCUUCCCUUGUCAUUUCCACCGACGACGGGCCUGGCCUUUUGCUGAAAGAGUGGACUCACCAGGGUCAUGACCUGAUCGCCGCUGGACAAGCUUACUCGAACGCUACACGCGGUGGCGAAAUCAAAUCCUUGAGACUAUUUCCUACGGAAUUGCGAAGCGGAAAUCAGGCUGCGUACCGGGCGAUAGUUGAUGCCACUCCAUACCAAUAUGAACCAUCAGUUCAUUUUGUCUUUGAUCAACAAGCCAAUAUUUGGGGAACGCCGGAUCAGCUAAUGUACGGUGGGAUUGCCAUAGACGAUUUUGUGUUUCAUUUGGAUAGCAUGGGGGUUUCAGCCGCAGUCGAGCCGCGUGUGUUGAGAGAUGUUUAUCAGAGGCUGUAGCAAUCUCUCCAGAGCCUGAUGUAUAGCAAUGCUCAGAAACGAAGAAUGUGCAGUACAUCCUGGUUGGCCCCCGAUACCCCUGCUCCUCCCAGUUGAUGCCGACAGCAUAGAUGUGCAUGCUUGCAAGAAGCGAUGGCAGAUGAUAGUUCAAAUAUUGUUUCUUAG
Molecule: messenger RNA, 1896 nt
Organism: Trichoderma asperellum CBS 433.97
Lineage: Eukaryota; Fungi; Ascomycota; Sordariomycetes; Hypocreales; Hypocreaceae
Source: RefSeq, a predicted model, not a curated record